This is a messenger RNA of Brachypodium distachyon (stiff brome), 966 nucleotides long. RefSeq lists its product as uncharacterized. NCBI's taxonomy places the organism in Eukaryota, Viridiplantae, Streptophyta, Magnoliopsida, Poales, Poaceae. The record is from RefSeq and is a predicted model, not a curated record. The coding region runs from base 95 to 529 and encodes 144 amino acids. The transcript is spliced from 2 exons.
AUGCAAAAGUUGGAAGCCUGAAUACGCCGCACAUUCAGUCAGCAAUAAGUUUGACAAUUUUGCCCGUCGCAUAAAUUGGAUUCGUGUCGGUGUCAUGGCGGACGGAAAAGCGCCCCGAGAGACGGCCUUUUGGCGGGCGGACAGGGCGCUCGCGCCGGGAGUGAGCCAUGAGGGAGACCACGAGGGGCUCGCCCCGUUCGGGAGGACGGGCUUGUCCCCGCCGACGGCGGUGGCGGUUCCAGAUCUCAUGGAUCGGGCUUCUUUCCGACGGAUGGUGUUGGCGGCGAUUGAAGAGGGCCGCCGGAGCGGCGGGAGGAGGCUGCACGACCGCCUUCUGGGAGAGUCGGGACUCUUGCCGGAGGUGGAGGAGAUUCGUAGAAACCUAUACACCUUCAUCGAGCAGAAGAUUGGGGCUGAGAGGCACGCGUCAAAGGGGGCAGACCUGGCAGCGACAUGGGAGGCUGGCAGGCAGGAGUUGAGGGGUGGCGACGGUAAGCGAGGACUGAGAGGUGGUUCGAUAGGGCCUUAAGGCCCCUUUUAGACACAGCUUGUGGUCUAGCUUUAGGUCCUAGAAGCCUGAAGCUGCUUAUAAUGGGAGGGGGGGUGGUAGAAGUGAGGGCGAGUGUGGUGAGGGCAUGCAAAGGGCCGGGCAAUUGAGAGUGGGAGGAGAGGUGUCGGCGGCGAAGCCGGUGGACAGCGGCAUGGACGAACAGGACCUUCUUCGCUCUUCCUUUCUCAAUUAAUCCACGUUGGUCUAAAAACAAGUUAUAACUAGGUGUAUCAUCAGAUGAAAUUUAUGUCACUAAUUACCUUGCACAUAGCCUCGAUUUAGGAGUUUUCUUUAGAAAUAGUAAUGUAAGGGUGCUCUGUAUCUAAUUUCAAAAUACAGAUUAGAGAGCCGUGGCAAAAAUAUGUAAUCUUUUCAAGGGAAAAAUAUUUUAUGUGAGCUGCAAAAAGUAUUUCAUC